AUGAGCAACGCGGCCUUUGUCGAGGAGCUUAUACGACCGAGCCAGGACAGCAGCUGGCCCGAAUGGACCCAUCCGCGGACCGGGCUGCGGUACGGGCUGCGGGUGCUGCGGGCCGGGGAUCUCAGCGGCGGGCAGAUGGAGGCGUGCUUUGGGCUGGUGCAGGCGACGAGCGGCGACGACUACCGGGCGUCGGCGGGCGGGUGGCGCCCGGCGGCCAAGAGGAGGGAGAUGGCGUCGCCGGAGCUGCGGUACGUGCUGGUGGUGCAGCCGGGGGCGGGGGGCCGCGAGGGCGACGGAAGGGUGGCGGGCUUCACGUCCAUGAUGGCGACGUUUGAGGGCGGCGAGCCGGUGGUCUACUGCUACGAGAUUCACCUCGAGCCGGCUCUGCAGGGCACGGGCCUGGGCAGGCUGCUCAUGGGCCACGUGGCGCGGGCGGCGUCGCGCAUCGAGACGGUGGGCAAGACGAUGCUGACGUGCUUUGCGGCCAACGGGCGGGCGCGGCGCUUCUACCAAGGGCUGGGCUACGGCGUCGACGAGACGUCGCCGCGAGAGCGGAGGCUGCGGGGCGGACGGGUCGUGGUGCCCGACUAUGUGAUUUUGAGCCGGCCGACGACGACGUGUUUGUGA
Molecule: messenger RNA, 627 nt
Organism: Hirsutella rhossiliensis
Lineage: Eukaryota; Fungi; Ascomycota; Sordariomycetes; Hypocreales; Ophiocordycipitaceae
Product: acetyltransferase (GNAT) family domain-containing protein
Exons: 3
Coding region: 1-627 (208 amino acids)
Cellular component (GO): nucleus
Molecular function (GO): protein N-terminal-serine acetyltransferase activity; histone H4 acetyltransferase activity; histone H2A acetyltransferase activity
Source: RefSeq, a predicted model, not a curated record